Amphiprion ocellaris (clown anemonefish) is the source of this 2444-nucleotide messenger RNA. RefSeq names its product trace amine-associated receptor 13c-like. Gene Ontology annotation, molecular function: trace-amine receptor activity. Gene Ontology annotation, cellular component: membrane. The record is from RefSeq and is a predicted model, not a curated record. Gene Ontology annotation, biological process: G protein-coupled receptor signaling pathway. NCBI's taxonomy places the organism in Eukaryota, Metazoa, Chordata, Actinopteri, Pomacentridae. The coding region runs from base 21 to 1013 and encodes 330 amino acids. The transcript is spliced from 2 exons.
UCUGGUUUGUCUCUCUGAGGAUGGAAACUCUGGAAGAAGCUGAGUUCUGCUUUCCUCAUGUCAACAACUCCUGCAGAAGGUCGAGUCGUCUUCAGCUGGAAGCAUCGUUCAUCUAUGUCCUGCUGUCCUGCAUCUCUGUGCUCACCGUGGCCCUCAACCUGCUGGUCAUCAUCUCCAUCUCACACUUCAGGCAGCUCCACACUCCCACCAACCUCCUCCUGCUGUCUCUGGCCAUCUCAGACCUCCUGGUGGGUCUCCUUCAGAUGCCGGUGGAGAUCCUCGUCCUCGCAAACUGCUGGCUUCUGGGAGACGUGGCAUGUGUUGCCGCCAUAUUUCUAGCUUUCCUCCUGAUCAGUGCUUCUGUGGGGAACAUGGUGCUGAUAUCGGUGGACCGCUACGUGGCCGUCUGUGAGCCCAUGUUCUACUCCAGCAGGAUCAGUGUGAGGAGGGUUCAGCUGAGUGUUUGUCUCUGCUGGGUUUUGUCGGCCGUCCACAGCGGCUGGUUGUUGAGGGAUAAACUCACAGAGCCGAGCAGGUUUCAUUCCUGCCGUGGGGAGUGUCUGGUUGUUGUGAAUUAUGCUGACGGAGUGGUGGACCUUGUUGUGACCUUUUUCGGGCCCUUUCUGGUCAUCGUGGUUUUGUACAUGAGGGUGUUUGUGGUUGCCGUGUCUCAGGCUCGGGCCGUCCGACGACACGCCGUCGCUCUGCAGCGUUCAGGGACGACGACAGCAAAGAAAUCAGAGCUGAAAGCAGCCAGGACGCUGGGCGUGGUCCUGCUCGUCUUCCUGCUCUGCUCCUGUCCUUAUUACUGCUUCAGUGUGGCAGCUGAACACAACGUUCUGGCAGCAGAAACUGUGGUCGUUCAGGUUUGGCUGAUCUAUCUGAACUCAUGUUUGAACCCAGUCAUUUACGCCUUUUUCUACCCCUGGUUCAGGAAAUCUGUCCGGCACAUUGUCACGCUGAGAAUCCUGCAGCCGGACUCCUGUGAGGCAAACAUGCUGCAAAGAGACUGAAACUAUCACACAGAAAUCUGUCUGAUUCCACACCAGACACAAAGUCUUCUCUUUCAAAAAAUCUGAAUGUUGUUGAAAAACCUGCAAGUCUGGUUUUUUUGUUGUUGGCAUCAAAACCCUUUUUCAUUUCCUGAUUUAUCUGGAUGGGACAGUGCAUAUUAAUGACUCUCGGAUUUAACACAAAGAUCAUUUCCAUCCUGUUAUAAAUUCUAAUAAUGUUAUGAUCAAAUGGUCUUUAUGAUUUGAUACUACAGUAUAACUGUGUGGCUGUGAACUCAUAUAACCCAAUGAUUAACUCUGGCCAUGAAAACAUAACUGCUCAGGAAGUGAUGAUACCAGUGCGACUUGUUUGUGUGCCUGUAGAAAAGCUGAAGUGUUUCUUUAUAGUCAGUCACUCGUUCAGACUGUGUUCUGUUCAGGUUGAUUCCUUGUUCCAGUAAAACUUUGCUUGGACCUGAGAGAAAUCAGGACUCCACUGCAGAGUUUCCCGACUCGUCCGUUGUACCGAAUAUAACAGAAAAACACACAGACGGAUAAAAACAAUACAGUAAAACAAAGACAGGGACGAUAAAUGAAUUCUGGCUCCAUUAAACCGACCCUGAAGUGCUUCUAGUUAAUAUAUCUGUUCUUAAAGUGCCUGAUUUUCUGAAUGUUCACCAGUUUGACUGUUAAUCAGCCUUGUCUUAUUCUGUCUCUUUAUGUAUCUUUCUGUGAUAACUGUAGGUAAAGUAUUCCAGUUCCACCAACAUUUAACCUUCGUGUCGUCCUGCAGGUCAAAAUUGACCCGUUUUAAAGUUUGAAAAUGUGGAAAAAAAAAAAAAAAUUUCACAGUGAAACUUCUGAUGUCCACAUUCUCAACGUUUUUGGGAAAUCUUUGAAAAUUUUUUGGUGGGAAAAAAAGAAAUGUGAAAAAUGUUUCUUAAGAACAUUCACCAAAAAAAAUCAACCAAAAUCCAGCGAAUUUCACUGGAUUUUUGGUUGAUUUUUAUGUAAAUGUUCUUAAAGAAAAUAUUAGAAGUUUUACUGAUAUAAAUGUAACCACUUUAGAUAUUUUAGGGUUUUUUUGGAAGAUUUUUCUUGCAAAAUGGGGGAUUUAAAAAAAAUAAAAGUUUAAAGGGAAACUUUAAAGGAAUUAUUAGAAUUUUCUUCCUGAAGGUUUCGCAAAUUUUGAGAAAUUUGGGGAAUUUAUUUUCUGAAGUUUUGGAUUUUUACAGACAAAGUAACGAUAUUUUUUGGUGCCUGUAAAUGAGGACAACAUGAGAGUUAAAAGAUAAUGUGGGCAAAGGAGGACUUUCAUGUUGAUGAUCAGAAAGACGUCCACCGCUGGUAUCUGCUGUCCAUAAUUUAAUAAAAGAAAUGAGUCUCUGUGUACAGUUCUGUGCUGCGGUAAGAGUGUAUUUAAAACAUGAAUAAAGGUACAUUCUGCUCUUU